GAGGGUUAUGUCAUCCUUCCGCGCCGGCCUGCCCCGCGACGCGCCGGCGGCUGGCGCAGCCCUUCGCUCGCCCGGCCUCCCCCUCCCUGGUUCCGCGCUCGGGUUCCGCCAUGGAAUCCAACAAGGAUGAAGCCGAGCGCUGUAUCAGCAUCGCCCUCAAGGCCAUCCAAAGCAACCAGCCCGAGCGGGCGCUGCGCUUCCUGGAGAAGGCGCAGCGGCUGUACCCGACGCCACGAGUCAGCGCUCUGAUCGAGUCCCUCAACCAAAAACCACAGUCUGCCGGCGAUCAACCCCAACCCACAGACACAUCUCGCACCACCCACAGGAAGGCAGGCGGGACGGAAACCCCCUCAGCCAACGGCGAGGCAGGAGGAGGAGAGAGCGCCAAGGGAUACACCUCAGAGCAAGUGGCGGCCGUGAAAAGGGUCAAGCAGUGUAAAGAUUACUACGAGAUCCUUGGGGUGAGCAGGGGUGCCUCAGAGGAGGACCUGAAGAAGGCCUACCGCAAACUGGCCCUCAAGUUCCAUCCAGACAAGAACCAUGCCCCUGGCGCCACUGAAGCUUUCAAAGCCAUCGGCACAGCCUACGCCGUCCUCAGCAACCCCGAGAAAAGGAAACAGUACGACCAGUUUGGUGACGACAAGAGCCAGGCCGCCCGGCACGGCCACAGCCACGGGGACUUCCACCGCGGCUUUGAGGCCGACAUCUCCCCUGAAGACCUCUUCAACAUGUUCUUUGGUGGCGGCUUUCCCUCCAGUAACGUCCACGUCUACAGCAAUGGCCGAAUGCGAUACACCUACCAGCAGAGGCAGGACCGCAGGGAGAACCAGGGUGAUGUGAGUGACCGGGGGCUGAGUGACCCCCCGGGACCCCUGGGGGAAAGCCCCAGAGAAGAAGGAGUCCUGAUCCACUUCAGACAAGGAGCCAUCUUUGCUCCCUCCCGGUGCCAUUCUGCUAAGGGACACCAGGGGGAGCCACACUCCAUGUUGCUUAAUACUUUGGCUUCUAUCAGGGAGUAUGAGACGAGGAAACUUCUCCACCUCCAGGCCGCUUCUAAUAGGAAUAAUUUUUGUGGAGUCCAUUUGUUCUUAAGGCUGAGGUAA
This is a messenger RNA of Peromyscus leucopus (white-footed mouse), 1103 nucleotides long. RefSeq names its product dnaJ homolog subfamily B member 12-like. The transcript has 5 exons. Gene Ontology annotation, molecular function: Hsp70 protein binding. Gene Ontology annotation, cellular component: endoplasmic reticulum membrane. Lineage: Eukaryota; Metazoa; Chordata; Mammalia; Rodentia; Cricetidae. Gene Ontology annotation, biological process: cellular response to misfolded protein. The coding region runs from base 111 to 1103 and encodes 330 amino acids. The record is from RefSeq and is a predicted model, not a curated record.